UUUAAGCCAUGAGAGACGACAGACAACGAUUCCAGCUCACAGCAGUGGCAAUAGUUUUCAUAUUGGCUUUACAGUGCUGUGUUGCCCUACCUUUUGGCUCUGGUUCUGGCAAUGAUAUAGAUAUCGAUGGAAACAACUACAACGCGAGUGGAGGAAGGCCCGUGGACUAUCACACGGUUGUGGGCCACUUCAAGGACUUCUUCAUGUACCUUCCCGUUAUGAUGACUACCAUUAAGGAGACCAUGUCAGGAUUUCCCAAAUUCGCCGAGGGUAUGCGCAUCCUGACCUCCGGAAAAGGACGUGCCGAUGGCGAGGACUGUAAGUGCAGCCAAAGCGGAUUGACGAGUAGUGAAAUAUUGGAUUCAAAUGGACGAUUCGGUCGAUCCUAGCCGGGAGCUGAGCCAGCACAACUGUAGAUACUGUAUAUAUAGACAAAAGAAAUGUGAAAAAGAAAAAAAGUUAUUAAAAAAUGUGUAACAAAGAAUAAUGUGAGGGUUUUUU
Drosophila serrata is the source of this 501-nucleotide messenger RNA. RefSeq lists its product as uncharacterized. The record is from RefSeq and is a predicted model, not a curated record. Lineage: Eukaryota; Metazoa; Arthropoda; Insecta; Diptera; Drosophilidae.